CUAAUUUAUUUUUGUAAGUGGAAUCGGGUCGAAAAGGGGUUCUUGCAGGGUUUAACACCUCUCUCUCUCUCUCUCUCUCUCUCUCUCUCUCUCUCUCUCUCUCUCUCUCGUGUUUAUAGAUGUAAUAAUUAUGUUUGAAUUCAUCGCCAUCUGUAAUGUCCACUCUCAGAGAUGUGGCUCUUAUAAACCCUAGCUAGAUGUUGAAGUUGUAGCGAAUUGUGUGAAUUCGAAUCGAAGAUGACGUCGAAACCGUUGAGUAAUGUUUGGAUUAGGCGGCAGCAGUGUCCGUGUGGAGAUUGGAAGUGUUAUAUUAAGAAUGAGGGUGAUGAUCAUGGUGAAAAUGGGGCUAAAUCGGAUAAGAAUGAGAAAGGGUUAGUGGUGCAAUCGCCCGAUGUUGUUUAUAUGCCGUAUGUGGGGCAGGUUUUUAUAACGGACGAUGAGGCGUUUGAGUAUUAUAGCGGUUUUGCUCGUAAGAACGGGUUUUCGAUAAGGAAAGCGCGGUCGACUGAGAGUCAGAAUUUGGGGGUGUAUAGGAGGGAUUAUGUGUGUUAUAGGUCGGGGUUUAAUCAGCCGAGGAAGAAGGCGAAUGUGGAACACCCGAGGGAUAGGAAGUCGGUGCGGUGUGGGUGUGAUGCGAAAUUGUACUUGACAAAGGAAGUUGUGGAUGGUGUGACGCAGUGGUAUGUGUCUCAGUUUAGUAAUAUUCAUAACCAUGAGUUGUUGGAGGAUGAUCAAGUUCGUUUACUUCCGGCUUAUAGGAAAAUACAGGAGGCUGAUCAGGAACGUAUUCUUUUGCUGUCGAAAGCUGGAUUUCCUGUUAAUAGGAUAGUGAAGGUGUUGGAGCUGGAAAAGGGUGUUCAACCAGGACAAUUACCCUUUAUUGAAAAAGAUGUUCGCAAUUUUGUUAGGACAUGUAAAAAAACAGUUGAAGAAAACGAUGUUCUACUUGCUGAGAAAAGAGAAAAUGAUAUGUUUGAAUUUAUAGAUGCUUGCAAGGCUACAUCACUGAAGGAUGAGGGAUUUGUGUAUAAUUUUUCGACAGAUGAAAAUGGAAAAGUUGAAAACAUUGCAUGGGCAUAUGGCCAGUCAAUUCGUGCAUUUUCGGUGUUUGGAGAUGUAGUUACUUUUGAUACUACAUAUCACUCCAUCACCUAUAAUUUGCUUUUAGGGGUCUGGUUUGGUAUUGAUAAUAACGGCAAACCUGUUAUUUUUGGGUGUGUUCUGUUACAAGAUGAAACCUCUCGGUCAUUUUCUUGGGCAAUAGAGGUAUUUGUGCAAUUUAUGCAAGGAAUUCGUCCACAGACCAUUGUUACUGAUAUAGACUUGGGGCUCAAAGAUGCUAUAUCUUCUGAGUUACCAAGUUCUAAACAUGUCAUGUGUGUGUGGCAUAUUAUGUGCAAGUUAUCUAGCUGGUUCUCUGUGCCCCUCUCAGUGCAAUAUGCAGAGUUCAAAUCAGAGUUUGAUAUGCUGUGUCAUCUCGAGAACAUAGAGGAUUUCGAACAGCAGUGGAAUAAUGUGGUUGCUCAUUAUGGACUUUGUUCUGAUAAACACAUUGCACUUCUAUUCUCUUAUCGAGCAUUCUGGUCAUAUCCCUACAUUAGAGGUCACUUUCUUGGUCGUAUGUUGACGGCUGAGUACUAUAAGCUAGUGGAUACAUUCUUGAAGAGUAUUUUGAGCAAGCAAUCAUGCUUGCAGAUAUUCUUUGAACAGAUUGGAAUUGCUGCCAACAUUGUAAAUCAAAAUAAAGGGAAGAUUUUGUGUAUGCCUACUAAGACAUGCUUGCCUAUCGAAGAACAUGCAAGAGGUCUUCUCACACCUUACUCCUUCAGUUUCUUGCAGCACGAAAUUGUGCUGUCCAUGCAGUAUGCGAUAACAGAAAUGGCUAAUGGUACAUAUCUUGUGAGACACUACAAGAAAUUGGAAGGAGAGUGUCUUCUAAUUUGUAAUUCAGAAGAUGAUCUUGUUAAUUGUUCCUGUAAGGAAUUUGAACACUCAGGCAGCCUAUGCAGGCACGUUCUUCGACUACUAAUAGUAAAGAAUUGCUUUCAGAUUCCUGAUAGAUAUUUUCCUAUCCGGUGGCGGCUUGAGAGUGCCUUAGUUCCUUUGGAUGAUCAAGUAACUCAAGGCAUCAGCAAUGAAAAUUCUCAAGCAUUUCAGUCUCUUACCGAAGCUCUAUUUUCAGAGUCAUUGAUUUCUAAGGAUCGGUUCUCUUAUGUUCAUAAAGAACUUACACAACUACUUGAUCAUGUCCGUGAUAUGCCUAUCCCUGAUGAAGUUCCCUUGAAUUUGGCCCCUAACAAUGCCGCUGACUAUUAGGUGUGACAUAUGUAAAUGGGGCCGAUGUGACUUUAUUUUGCAUUUCAUCUGGCUCCUGAUCUUACUGAACAAGUUUCUUUCAGCCAUCGCAAUAUUUGGGAAAUUUUAUGCACAGGAUUCAUGCAGCAAAGCAGUCUCUCUACGGUUUCUGACCGAGAAGUAAUGUUCGUUUAUUAAAUAUAUCUUUCCAUACCAGGAGCAGACAAGCCAGAGGUUUUGAUGAUUACAAGGAUCACCCCAUUACAGAGGAGGAAAACGUAGUUUCUCUCAGUGGAGAAGCUAAAGAGUUUGCUUGAAAAUGUGGAAAGAAAUAAAUGAAGUAGCAGCGACAGUGAAAUCAGGAAAGGGAACACCAAGAGUGAUAGUAGAAUCCGAAUGGCAUUCUUCGAGAAGAAGAUUUUGUUAACCAGACUCAAAACUGGAAUCUGGAGUUGAAAAUUCAUUUCUCCAACAAAGAAGAAAAGUGUUGGUAAAUAAAAGAGAAGACACUAAAAGGGAGCCAACCAACCAACCUCUAAAUGAGUAAUUAUAGCUGAUAUGGAGAUGGACUGGCUAACUUGUGCAGAAGGGCGACGUAGCCUUUUGGUAUCUUAUCUGAACCUCUAUGCACGUUUCGUAUUACGGCCUCUGUUCUGAGGGAGACGGCUAGAAUUUAAUGAAAGCAAUUUUAUCCUUGUUUUGUGAUUUUUUCCCCAACCAGAACACCGAAUUUGGCUAUUAAUGAGCAGCACUUCAUUAAAUUAUAGACAUCAUUCAUGAGUA
Messenger RNA from Daucus carota subsp. sativus, 3078 nucleotides. RefSeq names its product putative protein FAR1-RELATED SEQUENCE 10. The transcript is spliced from 8 exons. The record is from RefSeq and is a predicted model, not a curated record. Gene Ontology annotation, molecular function: zinc ion binding. Bases 238 to 2316 code for a protein of 692 amino acids. NCBI's taxonomy places the organism in Eukaryota, Viridiplantae, Streptophyta, Magnoliopsida, Apiales, Apiaceae. Gene Ontology annotation, biological process: regulation of DNA-templated transcription.